Molecule: messenger RNA, 768 nt
Organism: Thlaspi arvense
Lineage: Eukaryota; Viridiplantae; Streptophyta; Magnoliopsida; Brassicales; Brassicaceae
Source: the annotation of a GenBank genome assembly
AUGGCGGUCUCGUUUAAUACAACCCUUCACCAGCCUUCGCUGAGUCCGAGCUGUAGCAUCAAGCUUUAUUCUGGAUUGAAGCCUCAGUCUCCAAGCUUUUUGACAAAUGGGUAUCAGAAUUUGAAUAAGGAGUUCUAUGGCAGAAUUCACAAGAGCUUGCAAUCCGGGACUGGGAAAGCGAGUAGGUCACGGGUUAAGAUGAUGCCAAUAGGUACACCUAGAGUGCCUUACAGAAACCGAGAAGAAGGCACUUGGCAAUGGGUUGAUAUAUGGAAUGCCCUUUACCGAGAGCGUGUAAUCUUCAUUGGACAGAACAUCGAUGAAGAGUUUAGCAACCAGAUAUUAGCGACUAUGCUGUAUCUCGAUACUCUUGAUGACUCGAGGAGGAUCUAUAUGUACCUAAAUGGACCAGGCGGAGAUCUUACUCCAAGUCUAGCUAUCUAUGAUACAAUGAAGAGCUUGAAAAGUCCGGUUGGGACACAUUGCGUUGGACUUGCCUAUAACCUUGCAGGGUUUCUUCUUGCUGCCGGAGAAAAGGGUCAACGUUUUGCGAUGCCAUUGUCAAGAAUUGCUCUCCAAUCACCAGCAGGUGCAGCUCGUGGUCAGGCUGAUGAUAUCCAAAACGAAGCUAAAGAGCUUUCGAGGAUAAGAGAUUACCUCUUCAACGAACUAGCCAAGAAUACGGGGCAGCCUCCGGAAAAGAUUGUUAGACCACCGCGCAUCAAAGAAGACGCUCCUCGCCAAGACGAGUCCGCAGGUCUCGGUUAG